AUAGUUUUCCCUUGUUUUGGUGUGGCCACACUGACUUUUGGCUUGCUAUUGUUUACAUUCAAUUAUUUCGACUUCUUAUUUGUUGAAUUAUCGCCACCAGUUGGAAGGAAGCAACACCUGUUGAUCAUUUUUGAACUUUUCUACUUGUAGCUCUCCUACGCCUAUUAAGCAUAUUUUUCGAGAGGAUAUACACAAGAAACAAAAAAAAAAUAUUAAAAAACCGAAUCUCAUUAGCCCAGUGGAUUGGUCAGUUUCCCAGACUUUUUUGACAUGGCUGAUGAUCCAGAAAACUCAGUGGAUAGGCCCACAGACGACGGAGAUGCCGGCAAACCGGAAAAAAUGUUUACGCUGAAGAAAUGGAACGCAGUUGCAAUGUGGAGUUGGGAUGUGGAAUGCGAUAUCUGUGCCAUUUGCCGUGUUCAAGUUAUGGAUUCCUGCCUUCGCUGCCAGGCGGACAACAAGCGGGAUGUGAUGGGUCGCCAGGACUGCGUGGUGGUUUGGGGCGAGUGCAACCACUCCUUUCACCACUGCUGCAUGUCGCUGUGGGUCAAGCAGAACAACCGAUGCCCGUUGUGCCAGCAGGAGUGGUCCAUUCAGCGCAUGGGAAAAUAAAUAUCUCCACCUGAUAUUACUUUAUGCUGUGUCUAAAAAAACAACUAUAAAUAAAAAAUUAAAAGUAUAAACAUAUGUUUUCAGGGUUGAAUUCAGAAAUCAUUGUAACCAAAAUCAUACAUUAAAAGAAGAACAGAAUCCUUGUU
Molecule: messenger RNA, 758 nt
Organism: Drosophila melanogaster (fruit fly)
Lineage: Eukaryota; Metazoa; Arthropoda; Insecta; Diptera; Drosophilidae
Gene: Roc2
Product: regulator of cullins 2
Exons: 4
Coding region: 271-612 (113 amino acids)
Biological process (GO): proteasome-mediated ubiquitin-dependent protein catabolic process; intracellular signal transduction
Cellular component (GO): cytoplasm; Cul5-RING ubiquitin ligase complex; nucleus
Molecular function (GO): zinc ion binding; NEDD8 ligase activity; ubiquitin protein ligase activity
Source: RefSeq, marked reviewed